AUGACAAACCAAUUUGGAGGCGCUGUGGAUGCUCGGUGGAUCAGAGCGCAGCCCGGCGAGAGGAGCGUUGCGUUGCAGGCGGGCGGGGAGCCGAGGGUGGGUGGAAGGCUGGGGAGGGCAAAUCUGCCCUGCGGACUGGUGGAGGUGGAGGACGUGCUGUGCUUGGAACUCAGUGGGGACCUGUUGAUAGCCCACCGGCGAUGCAAUGGAGAUACUCAGUGUGCCUUGGAGGCUGUGGAGAGACUGCAAGCCAAACUGAAGGAGAGAGGGGAGGCCCCCACACAGGAGAAACUCUCCCUGCUAAAGACUGUCCUGCAGAGCCCCCUGUUCCAUCAUAUACUCAGCUUACAGCAAGCUCAGCGGAAGCCCGUGGCGAAGGGGAAGGCCAUUUCCAAAUCUGUGUCCAUGAACUGUGGACCGUGCCAGGGCAUGGCGGUGGGGCUGAAGACGCUGAGCCACAGUGACUCCUACACAUGGGCCGUGGAGAACCGAAGGCCCAGCACUGCCAGAUCCUUCCACAGGGAAGGCAGCAUCUCCUCUCUAGGCUCACAGGAUCUGUCCUUCUCAGACAUUUACCCAGGCAACUGCAUUCCCACCGAAUCACAGUACUGCACUCCCCCUCGAAUCUCCCGCACCAUGUCGAUGGGGAGAAACCUGUCUGCUAUUGCUCAUGAGGUACAUUGGCGUCAUGUGGAGAUGAUUGAGCUGACCAAUGAUGGUAAGGGGCUUGGCUUUGGCAUCAUAGGAGGGCGGAACACAGGAGUCAUGGUCAAGACCAUCCUUCCUGGAGGAGCUGCCGGCCGGGAUAAGCGCCUGAGUAGUGGAGACCAGAUCCUGCGCAUCGGAGAUACAGAUCUGGCGGGCAUGAACAGCGAGCAGGUGGCACAGGUGCUGCGAAAUGCUGGUAGCAAGGUGAAACUGCUCAUUGCCAGGGAUAUUACCAAGGACAACCACCUUUCCUCUCCUGUGCUCAGCCAGGACAGCUUGGAUGGCAAGCUCAAUGACUUGAAUGAUGACUAUGAGUUCAGUGUGCAGUUCACUAAAAACAGCCGGGGCCUGGGAUUCACCAUUGCUAGCUACAUAGGUGACCUAAACUCAGUCUACAGUGCCGGUGUGAUAGUGAAGAGCAUAGUGAAAGGCAGCACUGUUGAUCAAGAUGGACGCAUCCACAUUGGAGACAUCAUACUAUCUGUGGAUGGGGUGAGCCUGCAGGGCUGCAGUGAGCAGAGGGCAAUGGAGGUGCUGCGUAGGACAGGUCCCCUGGUCAGACUGAGGUUGCUGAGGAAGGCCGUCCGUCUGAGCCACAUCCUGCCCCCGGUUCCUCCCCUGCAGCCCCUCCGACACUCCCACAGCUUCCACGAGGGCAAUCCCUACAGAGCGGGCCUCAACAAGAUCCAAGAGACAGGAAUCUGCUCUCUGCGUGAAAUCUCCCGGCGAGCAGCAUACGCCAGCAGACGACCCCGACAUGAUUCCAGAAACGGUGUGACGCUGACGCCAGCUGAGGAGGAGGACCUGAGGAGGAGGUGGCAGCAUGCGGUUGGACCCAGAUAUGAAGUCAUUGUGUGUCAGCUGGAGCGUUUCAGCGAGACGAGCGGUCUGGGCAUCAGUCUGGAGGCUCGGGCGGGACAUCAUUACCUAUGCUCCAUCUUACCUGAGGGGCCCAUCGGCCAAAGCGACAAGAUCCUCACCGGAGACCAGAUAUUGGAGGUGAAUGGCAUCCCUCUCAUUGGAGAGACGCAUAAGGAGGUGGUCAAUAUUCUUAAGGAGCUGCCGAUGCAUGUGUGCCUGGUGUGCUCUCGCAUCGUACCCCCUUCAGUUCCUGACAGUGAUGAAGAAGAUGAUGAUGAUGUCCAUCUCACCCUGAAAGAACUGCUGGCUGAGUUCAAUGACAAGGUGCAAGCACACACUGAAGAAAGGAUGAAUGGAGGGAUUAAGUAUUAGUCUGAGGACAUCACCAAGCGUGGCGUGCCCCCCAUGUCACCUCCUCUGGCCAUGUGGGAGAGAGAGGCUCAGGUGGUUGAGCUGGAGAAAGGCGAGUCGGGACUGGGCUUCAGUAUCCUGGACUACCAGGAUCCAGAAGAUGCCACUAAAACAGUUCUGGUAAUCCGGUCCUUGGUGCCUGGAGGUGUAGCAGAUCGAGAUGGUCGCCUGCUGCCUGGUGACCGACUCAUGUUCGUUAAUGAAACUGAGCUGGAAGGCUCCAGCCUGGAUUAUGCUGUGCACGUCCUCAAAUCCACCGGCUAUGGACUUGUCCGCAUUGGUGUUGCCAAACCCCUGCCGGUAUGUGAAGAUGAUCUGGAACUGUGCGGCGGCUUAACGCCCAUCUCAGAGAGGAGCACGCGGGCUUCCUGCGAUGACACCGACAGCCACACUCAGGUCAGCCUGCUAGCUGAGGCAGCCGAGGCUAGCAACACUUUCAACUCUGAGGACAACAGCGUCAUCCAGCCGUAUUACACAACAACGGAAAGCCAGCUGCGUAAUCGCUUCAGCAUCAUGGAAGACGACGAUAGGCAGCAAGUCCCGCCUCCACCUCCACGCACCAGCUUUGAGAGGACAAUCACUGUUGUCCGGGGUAACCGUAGCCUUGGGAUGUCGGUGAGUGCAAUCAAGGACGGCUCAGGCAUGCUGGUGCGCAGUGUGGUCCAGGGGGGCUCUGUUAGCCAGGAUGGCAGGCUAGGGGUGGGGGACGCCAUCUUGGCCAUCAACGGAGAACCUACCUCCAACCUGACCAACGCCAAGGCCAGGGCCUUGCUUCGCAGACACUCUGUCAUAGGGCCAGAAAUGAGUAUAAGCUACGUCCCAGCCCAUCAGGUGGAUGAGCACCGUACACGUCUGUGUUUGCCCCCUCUGGCAUCCAUCUCAGCAGACAGCGCUUCCUCCUCACCCACCCCAACAACACCUUCUCCAGAACCUGCAUCGGCCCCAGCCAGAUCCCCCGGUCCAGUCAGAGCUCCGGCUCUGACUCCAGCUCCAACCGCCCUCAAACCCUCUGCCUCAGUCAAAUUUAAAGCUGCAGCUCCAGAUCCAGCAGUCACAGUUAGAGCCUCUGCUUCGUUCAAAGCUCCAUUCAAAGGCCCAGCCAUAGUUCCCACCAUCACCCCAGACCCAAGUUGGCAGAUUCCAAAAUCUCUACCUCACAUGAAUAAAAGAGCAGGAAAAGAAGAUGGAAUCACUGUGGAAGAGAAAAAGGACACGAUUAGUGCAGAUGGGAAAGUACCAAAGCUGGAGGUGGAGAUAAAGGUGGAUGGUAAAGAGGAGGGCGAUGGCGAGCUCUAUCCUCACACCACCGUGUCUUGGGAUCAACCUAGAAGUGUGCAGCUGACUCGAGCACCAGGCCAGUCCCUGGGUAUCAGCAUAAUGGGAGGCAGAGGCAUGGGACGGAGACUGAGCAGUGGAGAGAUGAUGAGGGGAGUCUUCAUCAAGCACAUCAGCCCCGACAGCCCGGCAGCACAUAAUGGCACCCUCCGGACUGGAGACAGGAUACUGGAGGUGUGUGGUGUGGACUUAAGAGAUGCCAGCCAUGAGCAGGCAGUGGAGGCCAUUCGCAGGGCUGGAGAUACUGUGGACUUCCUGGUCCAAUCCGGACAACACAGACCUCAGUCUCCUAUGCUCACCAACCAUGAAAGACUGACUCCAACACCACAGUCCAACUCACACAGCAGCAAGGAAGCAGAGUCUCUCAGUGGUCUAUUCCUUAGUCUCUCCCCUACAAACCCCUUCACUCCCACCCCCUUUAAGGUUGAAAAGAUGCUUCAGCGCUAUGGCAGCCUGUCUGGGAAGCUUCAUAUGAUUGAACUGGAGAAGGAUCCUGCGGCUCACGGCCUGGGAAUCAGUCUCUCGGGGGACAAGGAUGGCUCUAGGGCCCGCAUGAGUGUCUAUGUGGCGGAUAUAGACCCUGAAGGUCCUGCUGGUUUAGAUGGGAGGAUACAGGUUGGAGACGAGCUAUUGGAGAUCAACGGCCAGAUCUUGUACGGUCGCAGUCACCAAAAUGCCUCCACCAUCAUUAAUAACGCUCCGUCUAAAGUCAAGAUCAUUCUCAUCAGGAAUAAGGCAGCUCUGAGUCAAAAGGCUCAGGGAUCCAGAACAGAGCGUGAGGACACAGUCGACUCCAGGAGAGACUCAGCAGAGCAUGGAGGAUUAUCCACAGACAUCCACCAAAUCAUCCUACCGCAGGAUCAUGUAGGUCUCGGCCUCUGCCUGGUAGAGGAUGACUCUAAGGAUGGAGUGGUCGUCAGGUCACUGAUCCAGCACGGCACUGCUAGUAAGGAUGGCAGAAUAAAGCCUGGAGACAGAAUCAUAGCAGUGGGUGAUGAGCAUGUGGCCGGUCUGCAAGUGGACAAGGUGUCCUGUUUGAUCCUCAAACACCGGGUCACUGUCAAGCUCUCCAUCAGCCGUUCCAAGCAGCUCUCCUCCUCUUCCACUCUACCUCUCCCUACGUCUCAUUCCUAUCCCUGCUCUGUUGCUCCUGCAUCCUCCCUAACCCUCCCUGUUUCCUCCUGCUACUCUUCAUCCCUCAAUACCAUUCAGACCUCUCCCGCAGGUCGGUCUGAUUGGCUAGGAUCUGCGCCCACAACUUCUGACCCCCUGAGCUGCCCAGUUGUAGCUGGCAGGGAAACCAUGAUGGAGAUCUGUAAAGGAAAUGUAGGCCUGGGCCUCAGCAUUGUAGGAGGAUGUGACACUCUGCUGGGGGCAGUAGUAAUCCAUGAAGUAAAUGAUGGAGGAGCAGCACAGAGAGACGGAAGAUUGCAGGCUGGAGACCAGAUAUUAGAGGUCAAUGGAAUAGACCUGCGGCAGGCCACUCACGAUGAGGCUAUUGGCGUGCUGCGGCUCACCACCCGGCGUGUUCGCCUGUGUGUCUUCAGGCACCAGGAGACCUACAGGGAGGAGGACCUGUGGGACGUCUUCACUGUGGAGCUCAGACCUCGUCCUGGAGAGGGGCUGGGGCUCACCACCGUGGGGAAGAGCAAUGACACGGGCAUCUUUGUGUCAGAUAUCAUCAGAGGAGGCGUAGCAGAUUCAGAUGGCAGAUUGUUGCUAGGUGACCAGAUUCUGUCAAUCAAUGGAGAGGAUGUCCGUGCAGCGUCACAGGAACAUGCACAGAAGCUCCUACAGGGUCCAUGUGACUCCCUGGGCAUCUGUGUGGCAGGAGGAGUGGGCAGUCCCCAUGGCAACGUACCUCUUUUUAUUGCUACCAUGGAUACCAAUGGACUGGCUGCCAAAACACAGCAAUUACAGGUGGGAGACAAGAUUCUCAGUAUCAAUGAUGUGUCCACGGAGGGAAUGACUCAUGUCCACGCCGGAGCCCUCCUGAAGAACGCCACCGGAACCAUCAGUCUGCAGGUCGCAGCAGGUUCUGGUGGGUGCAGCACACAGGACCACAGUGUCCAUGCCCGGUCAUCAGGCCAACCCAGCAGCCUGCCCUGCUUUCACAACAACCUCUGUGCUCGCAUGUAUAAGACCAUCACUCUGGAGAGAGGCUCCUCAGGCCUGGGUUUCAGCAUCGUAGGAGGGUUCGGCAGCCCUCACGGAGACCUGCCGAUCUACAUCAAAACUGUCUUCAACAAGGGGGCGGCCAUAGAAGACGGCAGGCUGAAACGUGGAGAUCAGAUCAUUGCAGUGAAUGGACACUGCCUGGAGGGUGUGACCCACGCAGAAGCUGUGGACAUCCUCAAGAAGACCAAGGGGAGCGUAGUCCUCACCGUUCUCUCCUGA
Seriola dumerili (greater amberjack) is the source of this 5712-nucleotide messenger RNA. Its product is annotated as multiple PDZ domain protein-like. The record is from RefSeq and is a predicted model, not a curated record. The transcript has 40 exons. Gene Ontology annotation, molecular function: protein binding. Lineage: Eukaryota; Metazoa; Chordata; Actinopteri; Carangiformes; Carangidae.